GAGAUUUACCAGGUAGUCAAUAUGCUAAAAAUAGAUUUACUGAUAAGCACUGACCAUAGCAACUGUUGCAGGUCGUACAAACUGUGUUUGUACUACCCACUGAUACACUAUAGAUUUGUACAUGCUUGAGUAUGGAUUUACCUAGUACAUCUUCAAAAAUAAGCUCUGGUACAACAAAACAUUGUUGUUAUGGUGUAUGUAAUAGUGACUCAAGGUACAAUGACAGAGAACAUAUGCAAGAUGUUUUUUUCAUACCAUUUCCAAAACCAAAAUCAAACGAAUUAAAGUGUAAUAAGUGGAUAAAUGCAUGUGGUCGAAAAGACUUUACUGUUAACCACAUUAAAAAGUGGACUUACAUAUGCAGCAAACAUUUUGUUGGAGGUAAAGGACCUACAGAAAAUCAUCCAGAUCCUGUUCCCUGCCACAUAUACACCACUUCAGGUAGAAAAGUAUUCACGUAAAAGAAAGGCACCAACUCCAAGGGCAGCACCUGUAUCUAAAAAAACUUUGUUUGAGGUUUCAGAGGCUCUACUUCAGUUAAAGGAUACAAAAUACAACUCAGUGCAGAAUGCAAACUCUGAUGAGGAAAACCAAAGAGAUCAAAAUAAACAGCCAGAUGUGCUCGAGGACCAAGACAUAUACUUUGCCACAAAGAUUAGAUCUACAGAUGAUAAGGAAACCCAAACUCAAUUCACAUGCAGUGACCAGCUUUUUAAUAAAAUAGAAAGGCGCAUUAAGAGCAAUAAAUCAUCAAUAGCUUUGAGUAAAAAACAGAAAAAGCAUUCUGAUAAACCAACAAAACUGGAAUCUAAAAUCACCUGCUAUCAGCUUCAGACUGAUGCAAAGUUAUUUAAAUUCUACACGGGUGUUACCCCUCAACAAUUCAAUCAUUUAUACAAGUCUCUUGGUGAAUCUGUGCAUAAAUUAAAAUUUUGGGGUGGAUUAAAAAGAAAAGGAAAAACAAUAAAAAAAAUUACCCCUGACAAUCAAUUUCUACUUACUUUGAUGAAAUUACGACACACAUUUCCUAACAAAGAUUUGGCCUACAGGUUUGGGAUAAGUGCAAGUAUGGUUUCCAGAAUUUUUAUCACAUGGAUUCAGUUUUUGUACAAGACUAUAGAACCAUUAUGGAAAAGGAUGUUCCCAUCAAAAAGCCUGAUACGUGAACAUUUACCUGCCACAUUUAGGUCAUUUAAAAAUGUGCGGGUAAUUAUCGAUUGUUUUGAGAUAUUUGUGCAAUCUUCAAGUGACUUCGCAGAACAAGGAAAUAUGUAUUCAUCAUAUAAAAACCAUACAACUUUAAAAUGUUUGGUUGGCAUUGCCCCCACUGGUGCAAUUACCUUUUUAUCGGAUGUAUACGAAGGGAGCAAAAGUGACAGGGAUAUUGUAAUCUCCUCAAAGUUUGCUGAAAUUCUGGAACCAGGGGAUUUAGUAAUAGCUGACAGGGGAUUCCUUAUUAAAGACAUUUUGCAGAAAAACAAAGUCGAAUUAAACAUCCCUCCAUUUUUAGGUGGUAGAGAUAGAUUAACUCCACAAGAAGAAAUACUGACAAAAAGAAUUGCACGUGUGAGAAUACACGUGGAACGUGCGAUUGAACGCAUGAAAAAAUUUAAGAUAAUUGGCACAACUUUGCCAUUAUGCUUCAAACCAAUGGCUACACAGAUUGUAAAAAUAAUAGGCUUUCUUGUUAACUAUCAGGAACCAUUAGUGAAGUAAAAUAAAGGGAAAAACAAAGUGUUUCUGGAACAUGUACAUAUUUAUUAAUCAUAAAUAGAAUAUUUUCAAUAUAAAAUGAAAAAGUAUUAAUUAAAAUUACAAAUAGUGUAUGUAUAAUUCAUUUAAACCUUGAAUAUUAUAUAAUACAAAUUUUUAUACUACUUGAUCAAGUUACUUUUGUAUAUAUGUUUAUGUAUAUAUUGUGUACAUCUUACAAAAAGUGAAUGCUAUAUACUAAAUAAAACAUUGUAAACCUA
Messenger RNA from Ruditapes philippinarum (Manila clam), 1973 nucleotides. RefSeq lists its product as uncharacterized. The transcript is spliced from 3 exons. NCBI's taxonomy places the organism in Eukaryota, Metazoa, Mollusca, Bivalvia, Venerida, Veneridae. Bases 304 to 1716 code for a protein of 470 amino acids. The record is from RefSeq and is a predicted model, not a curated record.